This is a messenger RNA of Etheostoma spectabile (orangethroat darter), 1653 nucleotides long. It is a transcript of the gene nap1l1, whose product is annotated as nucleosome assembly protein 1-like 1. The record is from RefSeq and is a predicted model, not a curated record. Lineage: Eukaryota; Metazoa; Chordata; Actinopteri; Perciformes; Percidae. Gene Ontology annotation, cellular component: nucleus. Gene Ontology annotation, biological process: nucleosome assembly. The coding region runs from base 172 to 1335 and encodes 387 amino acids. The transcript is spliced from 16 exons.
GUUUACGUGAUGACGUCGGAUGUAUAUGAGCGCGGGCGGCGGGAUCUCGCUCCCUUUUACCGCCAUCGGAGCGGAGUGUCUUUCUUCCCCGGGACCUGUACGCAGCGCAGCGCCGCUUCUCCAGUCCAGCCUCCGGACCCACAGCCAAGCAUCACUUGAGACUCAGCUAAGAUGGCAGACAUCGACAACAAAGACCAGGCUGAGAUUGACCCGGCAGACAUGGAGGACGUGGAGGAAGUGGAAGAGGAGGAGACGGGAGAAGAUGAGAACAGCAAAGCUCGUCAGCUGACGGUGCAGAUGAUGCAGAAUCCACAGAUCCUGGCUGCGCUGCAGGAGAGGCUGGAUGGUCUGAACGGCUCGCCGUCAGGCUACAUGGAGAGUUUACCCAAGGUUGUGAAGAGACGUGUAAACGCCCUCAAAAACCUGCAGGUCAAAUGUGCUCACAUUGAGGCAAAGUUCUACGAAGAAGUACAUGAACUGGAGAGAAAGUACGCAGCCCUCUACCAGCCCCUCUUCGACAAAAGAAGUGACAUAGUGAAAGCAGCUUACGAGCCCACAGAUGAGGAAUGUGAAUGGAAGGCAGAUGAGGAGGAAGAGCUGACAGUAAGUAAGCAGGAUGAGAUGAAGGAGAAGGCUAAGUUAGAGGAAGAGAAGAAGGACGAGGAGAAGGAAGACCCCAAAGGAAUCCCGGAGUUCUGGUUAACGGUUUUCAAAAACGUGGACCUGCUGAGUGACAUGCUGCAGGAGCACGAUGAACCCAUCCUUAAACAUUUACAAGAUAUCAAAGUCAAGUUCUCGGAUCCAGGAGAGCCCAUGAGCUUCACGUUAGAGUUCCACUUCGAGCCCAACGACUUCUUCACAAACACAGUGUUGACGAAAACCUACAAGAUGAGGUCAGAGCCGGACGAGAGCGACCCCUUCUCCUUCGACGGGCCGGAGAUCAUGUGCUGCACAGGUUGCACGAUUGAGUGGACAAAGGGCAAGAACGUCACGUUGAAAACAAUCAAGAAGAAACAAAAGCACAAGGGCCGCGGCACAGUGAGGACAGUCACCAAAACAGUCCCCAACGACUCCUUCUUCAACUUCUUCACCCCCCCAGAGGUUCCAGAAAAUGGCGAGUUGGAUGAGGACUCGGAGGCAGUCCUGGCUGCAGACUUUGAAAUCGGCCACUUCAUCCGUGAGCGUAUCGUACCUCGGGCUGUGCUCUACUUCACAGGAGAGGCCAUAGAGGACGAUGACGACGAUUACGAUGAAGAGGGAGAGGAGGCAGACGAUGAGGAAGGAGAAGAGGAGGCUGAUGAGGAGAACGACCCUGACUAUGAUCCCAAGGUUUAAGUGGUGACAGUAGAAAAAUAACCCUAUCCUGAAGGAUGACAGCCCCCCCAGCUGAGUGCAAAGCAGCAGGGAAGCCGGGGCCGGCUGCCUUGACGAUCCACUGCAAUGUAACGGCUUCUCAAAUUAAGAAGGAAAAAAAAAAAAUAGUUACUACCGCCUUAUAUGUUUGUAUUUUUCUUGGUAGAGAAUUUGAACGAAAAAAAAAGCUUCAGAUUUUUGUUACAAAAACUGAUGGUAAUAUACUGGAGCUGUGGCUCGUACUACAUAGAUUUUACUAGACUGUUUAACUCCUUCCUCUGUACAAUAGAUAGAAACAGG